AUGGGAACGAAAAUGGAGGUGGGACACCUCGAGAGCAGGAUGAACAUUGAGGACUAUAAGAAGCUGCAGGGUCUUUUCCUGGACACUUCAGGUGCUUCUCGAUCUUUCUCCAAAGCUGAAUUCAUUGAACUGGCCUGGUCAUCAGUUGGCCAUGGCUCAAAGGAGGAAUAUGGCCUCUUGUUUGACAGCGUGGUUGUCACUCAAGAGCACAAUGGCCUCCUGUUGGACAUUGAAGCUGUGAAGGAGGAGGGGCGCAUUGACUGGGAAGGCCUGUGCUCCUUCCUGCUGUUAGAGCUUUCUGACAAAGUGAAGCAUGGCAAGUCCAGAAGUGAGCCCUGCUGGGGGCCACCACGCACUUUGACCUGCCCACAUCGUGACCCUGUUCAACAGGUCUUGUUCCUGCAGAGUUCAGGUCAAUACCUGUCGGUGAGUAAGGGAGGAACUGUGGGGCUGUGGGCCGGAGGCGACCUGUCCCUCCUCCACACACAUCGACUACAAAACAACAGCGUCAGACCCAAAGACCUUUGGGUCACAGACAUGGUGCUGCUGCAUAAUGUACACAAGAUAGCCGUGUCAUUCACAAGUAAGGAGGUGUGUUUUUAUGAUCAACUGUCCAAAGAGGAGUUCAGCUGCAAGUACAAGCUCCAGGGUUUGAAGUUUACCCCCUGGCGUCUGGACUACUGGGUGCAUCCCUCUCACCAUGACCAGGCUGUGCUCACCAUAGGAGACAUCGGAGGACAGGUCAGCCUGUUGUGCUUCAGCUUGGCACAGAUCUCUCUGUUUGACAGCAUCGGUCCAAGGGCGGAGUCAGGUUCCGCUGACAUCAUCAAGUGGGAGGAGCUUGUCAAAGGAAAGCACUGCAGCUGUCGUGUACUGAAACAUCGGGUGCACACCCCCGCCUGGGUUCAGCGAGUGCGUUUCCUGGGCUCACUGGAGGCCUGUGUGUCCUGCAGCACCAGCCCGCAGAGCAGCAUGGUGAUCGGCUGGAGAGAAGAGGAGAGCAGGAAACUGCGAGUCACCUCCUUCAACACACAGAAAGGGGUGUGGGACGUGGACCACCACCCAGGACUCAAUCUGAUAGCCACAGCAGGUGUGGACCAUCGGGUGUUGCUGUGGAACCCCCACGUGACCUCGGAGCCAGUGGGCGCGCUCAGAGGACACCAGAGCUCUGUCACUGCUGUCCGCUUCCUACAUGACAAGAAACAACUGCUCAGCUACUCCAAAGACAAGGUCCUGUGUCUGUGGGACGUGACCAGCCAGCUGUGUGUUCACCGUCUGGCUGACAUCUUCCCAAACACCCCGGAGAACAGGCGCACCAUAAUGUUCCUCCACGAGGAGCAUCAGCUCCUCCUGCUGUCCUUCAACAGCCUGCUCCUCCUGCUGGAGACCAGGAAGGAGGAGAGGAGGACCAUCAGCCACAAGAACCCUGUUACAUGUGUUCUCUAUAAUAAUCUGUUCAGACAGGUGGUCAGCAGUGACUCUGCCUCCUCUGUGAUCUGCUGGCAGGCUGACACAGGCCAAAAGGUCAAGCAGUUCCACCGUUGCCAUGGUGAUGCCGAGAUCUCCACCAUGGCCCUCGACGGUACACAGACACGGCUGUUUACCGCAGGCACUGACGGAGAGGUCAAAGUGUGGGACUUCAAUGGCCACUGCCUCCACAGAAUGAAUGCCGGCCGGGGCCACGCUGUGGAGAUUUCACAGCUCCUGCUGCUGAGGAGGAACAUACUGGUGAUGGGCUGGGAUAGGAUGUUGACGGUGUUCCGCCUGCAUUCGUUCUCCCAGUUCUUCGUUGAGCCGUCAGAGUGGAAGGGCGGCCCUCAGCAUCGCUGUGAGGUUCUCUGUGCCGCAUCCCAGCCCCCGCACACCCUGGCCACAGGAAGCGAUGAUGGAGAAAUUACAAUCUGGAACUACAGCACAGAGAAAGCAUUAAGGAACCUGCAGCCUCAUGCUAAACAUGGAGAAUUCAGGAAUCAGCCAGGUCUCACACACACAUAUACAAACUUUGACUUAGAAAACUCAGAGAACCGUGAUACCAUCACAAGAUUGUUUUUCAUACCAGGACGCACAUCUGUGACUGCAGCUAUGGAUGGAGCAGACCUGGUGUCCUGUGGAGGUUCUGGUGUGGUCAGGCUCUGGAAUACACUUCACAGCAGUCUAGUGGGACAGUUCACAGCACACAACAGAGACUUGGGCUCUAUAGUCAUGGCCGUCAGCCCCUGUGGAAAAUAUUUAGUCACUGCCGAUGGGGAGGGUACAGUCAAGACAUGGGAUAUAGAGCACUACUGUCUCAGGUCGGAUGAGGGAGUAAGCAAUAGACUUCCAAAACUGCUCUGCAGUCUCCACCCACACCUGGACCGUGUGACUCACCUGGAGACGUGUCUCCAUGGCGACAGGCUCCUCCUUCUCUCGGCAUCCUUGGACUGCAGUGUGGCUCUUAGCUACCUGCCUGGAGAUACUGUUGGUUUGUUCGGACAGGAGGAACCCUGGUGCCUGGUGGGCCCCGGGCCUGCACCCUCACAGCAGGAAGCAGAGCAGGACCAGGAGCAGGGGAGGGAGUCACCUUCAGUUUCCACUGAGGCACUCCCUGUCCCAGAUGGGAAUGUGGAUAUAAAAGAAGAUGAAGAAGAGGUUGUGGAGGAGGGAGAGAUGGAGGAAGAAGUGGACACAGAAGAAUUUUUAUCUAGUGUGCAUGCACUUGAAGGCAGCAGCAUACUUGGCAGGAGCUACGAGGAGAAGUGGGGCCUGCGGGCGACUGACAACAGAUCCAGUCACAGAAACACAGCCUCAAGUCUCCAUACUGGAAUGUUCAGUGGUCUGAGUGUGGAGGAGCUCCAAACGGUGAAAAAGUUAUCCAGGUCAGAGUUUGUAACCCAUUGUGAGCACUACUUCAACUCAGGACAGGAUUCCAGCUCACAUUAUACCAUGCCACCCAACAGAAAAGCAGUGAAAGCAGCCUUUGAUGAGUGCAGUCUGUUCCCUAAAGAGCCUCUGGAAAUGGAGAAGAAACAGAGAAAACCAUGGAACCUCCUAAAAGAGGUGGCCUGUCAACAGGACAGGAAACAGGAUGCCAAGAACACCCAGAGUACAGGGAGAGGCCACGGCUGGAAGGACAGAAAGCCAAAGGGAGGCGCUGCUCCUGUUUCUAGGACUUUCAAAUGAAAAUGGACAACACCGUGAUCCCAGCUCUGUCAGCUCUAUCACAUCUGCUACUAUGGAUCUGUACACACACACACACACACACACACACACACACACACACACACACAUACAAGAUUUUACAGGAGUCAUCCUAUGUUGCUGUAAAAAAAAGACUUUUUCCAAACAACAAUGAAAAGUACAGUCCUUUCCUGGAAUGAACCCUUUUGUAAUAUCCUCUUUGUACUAACAUAAUAUAAUAAAAAAAUCUUAGACAUAAACCACAAUUUUUUAGGAGAUAUCACUCUCCUGGCCAUAUUUGUAGUUUUAAUGUGGCUUUUGCCAUCAUAUCACAUCAGAAAACAUGACCACAAGCAUCGCCUGCUGCUCACAUUGCUAUCAGAUCUUCAAAAUCUAAUUUGGAAGCGGUCAGACUCACAUCACAAUGUGAGUUCAACCACAUCCAAAUUCAGACAGCAGUCCAGAGGCAGGGCAGAUCCAAUGCACAUACAGGCUGCAGUAAAAGAUGGAGGGAGAGCCAUACAAAUCAUAUAAAAUCUGACCUUUGGAAUCUCAAAAGUCACCUCAAAACGACAAACAAGUUGACUAAUGUUUCUCUACUAAUUUUUCGUAAUUUCAGAGAAUUGGAGAAAACAUAAGCUGUCCUGAAGUCAGGUCAGCAAUUAUGAGAGAAAGGCAGAGCUGCAUUUCCUCUUCCGCUGCACAAAAUGUCACAUUAGAGAAUCUUACUUUUAGAUUGUGAUCAAUGUAUCUAAUUUGUCAUUAGAUAAACUCUUCAAUAUUGUUCAGAUGUCAUUCUCAGAUUCCCCUGUAGAUUAUCCUUUGUGUUGUCACUAUAUUUUAACUUGCAUUUGUAUUGUAUGUAUGUUUUGGCAAUAAGUACAUUUCUAUUUUCAUAAAGCCCAUUUUUAUUUGAAUAAAUCCCAUUUGAGUCAAAGAAAAAAUGAGAUAGAGGGUAAGUAAAAGAAAGUUGUGCCUGUUUGUACUGGUUGAAGCAUGUGAAAUACUGAGACAGUGCUAUAAGUGUUAUUAACACCACUUAUAAUUGUAGCUUUCUCUCUGACUGACUGUGACACUAAUCUCAACACUAUAUAACUGUUAACCACCUGAAUCUGCUGCACUGAUAGAGAGUGAGUAUAUGCAUGUAAAAAAAUGUCUGCUCUGUGUUACAUUAAAUUGUUUCAGGUG
Messenger RNA from Myripristis murdjan (pinecone soldierfish), 4344 nucleotides. Its product is annotated as WD repeat-containing protein 49-like. Bases 1 to 3159 code for a protein of 1052 amino acids. The transcript is spliced from 21 exons. The record is from RefSeq and is a predicted model, not a curated record. Lineage: Eukaryota; Metazoa; Chordata; Actinopteri; Holocentriformes; Holocentridae. Gene Ontology annotation, molecular function: protein binding.